GUGUGAGGGGAUCGAGGGUCUCUCCUUUGCACGUUUAAAGGGGACACCUAGGUCUUCUAUCUUCUUUAGUGGCAUUCGAGCUAAUGACGGCUACGUAUCUCCUUUAUGGAUCUCUAAGACCAUCGCAUUAAACAGCAUUGAAUUUGUUUCCUUACCGGUGUCCUUACCGCGAAUAAUAAUCGAGAACUAAUAUUACUGUGCUUACUCUUUUUUUAUUCAUUUCUUUUCCAUCGUUUCUAUUUAUUGUUUUUCUGUUUUUUAUUUCUUCGUUUUUUUUUUUUUUUUUUUUUUUUUUUUAAAAGUUUUAUUAUCGAUGUAUGUUCGAUUUUGAAAAAUAAAACUUGAAAAUUGAACCAAAACAAUAAUUAGAAAAGCUAUGAUCUCUAGUGAUUUAUUCUGAUGUUAGUGGAAAUGUAGAUCAUUAGGAUCGCGUAAUUAUUCAGUUAUAUAUUUAUUGUAAAAAAAUUUGAGCGGGAUUCGACUGAUAGAAUAGAAUGACAGCCGAUGAAGAGAGUGAACCAUUAAUACCAGCAACGAACGCUGCUUCUAGUAGUAAUAAGCAGCAACAGAGAGUCUCCUACCAUGCGAUUUUGUUUGAGAAUAAUGAACAACUUACGCCGGAAGGUGAAAGUCCAGAGGCGACUUUAUGCAUGGAAUCUAUUUUCCAUUCAUCGACCAGAAUAUCACAACUAUGCGGUACUCCGAAUGACAAAAUUACAUACACGUGGAGCGACGUAAAUGUAUACGUUACUGCAAGAAAGGACAGAAUAUGGGACCGUGCCCUUUUUAGAAGUAAAAGGCCACUGGAACAAAGGCAUAUAUUAAAGGACGUAUCUGGAGUAGCCUAUCCUGGUGAACUGUUAGUAAUCAUGGGAUCAUCAGGUGCAGGAAAGACGACCUUAUUGAAUGCGUUAACUUUUCGAUCUGGUCCUGGUGUCACAAUAUCGGGAUUGAUGGCCGCCAAUGGUAAAAGAGUGUCAUCGAAAGUCCUAACAUCUAGAACAGCGUAUGUACAACAAGAUGAUCUUUUCAUCGGUACUUUGACUGUCAAAGAACAUUUGCUUUUUCAAGCAAUGGUUCGUAUGGACAAACACAUAUCUUUAGAGCAAAGAAAAAAAAGAGUUAACGAGGUCAUUAACGAGCUUGCUCUAACGAAAUGUAGAAAUACAAUAAUUGGGACGCCGGGUCGCAUGAAGGGUCUCUCGGGUGGUGAAUUGAAAAGACUCUCUUUUGCUUCGGAAGUUCUCACUGAUCCACCUUUGAUGUUUUGCGAUGAACCAACUUCCGGUCUUGAUUCUUUUAUGGCGCAUCAGGUUGUCUCUGUUCUGAAAGCCUUAACAGCCCGUGGUAAAACAAUCGUUGCAACGCUACAUCAACCAUCCUCCGAAUUAUUUACCCUUUUUGAUAGAAUUCUGUUGAUGGCCGAGGGAAGGGUCGCUUUCAUGGGUACAGCGACGCAAGUUUGCGACUUCUUUAAAACAUUAGGAGCUGCCUGUCCUAGCAAUUACAAUCCUGCCGAUUACUUCAUUCAAGUUCUUGCCGUAGUGCCUGGACGAGAAGCAUCAUGUAGGCACUCGAUAAACACAGUUUGCGAUACUUUUCAAAAGAGCGAAUAUGGAAUGAAAAUAGCUUUGGAAGCUGAAACAGUGAAUGGUGAAUUUGAGAAUUCUCUUAAAGAGGGAAUGUAUUUGGAUAAUAUGAGAUCACCCUAUAAAGCCUCAUGGUGUGAACAGUUUCGUGCUGUAUUAUGGAGAUCUUGGCUUGCGGUGAUAAAGGAACCGAUCUUCAUCAAAGUCCGCCUUUUGCAGACUAUAUUAGUUUCGUUGUUAAUUGGUAUCGUCUAUUUUAAUCAACGGUUGGAUCAGGACGGUGUAAUGAACAUCAACGGUGCACUUUUCAUUUUUCUGACAAAUAUGACCUUCCAGAACGUUUUUGCUGUGAUUAGUAUCUUUUGUGCUGAACUUCCGGUAUUCUUACGCGAACACCGCAGUGGCAUGUAUCGCACGGACGUUUACUUCAUUUGUAAAACAUUGGCAGAAGCACCAAUUUUUAUAGCUAUUCCUUUAUUAUUUACAAUAAUCGUUUAUCCAAUGAUUGGUUUAUAUCCCGGUGUGGAUCAUUUUUUUAUUACCGUUGGCAUUGUAACUCUUGUAGCGAAUGUUUCUAUUUCAUUCGGCUAUCUCAUAUCAUGUAUUAGUAACAACGUCUCAAUGGCUCUCUCGAUAGGACCUCCAGUGAUAAUACCUUUUUUAUUAUUUGGCGGAUUUUUCUUGAAUGCAGGAUCCGUGCCACCAUACUUUGAGUGGCUCUCAUAUUUGUCCUGGUUCCGAUAUGGAAACGAAGCUCUUCUUAUUAAUCAAUGGGCAGAUGUAGAGGCAAUAGAAUGUACCAGAAGUAAUUCGACCUGUCCAAAAAGUGGACGUAUGGUUCUUCAGAUGUAUAAUUUCAAACAGGAAAAUUUUUGGAUGGAUAUAGUUUGUUUAUUCUCUCUGAUCAUAGUGUUCCGUUUUCUAGCGUUUAUUGCUCUGUUAUCGAAGACACGUCGUCCUAAAGUUUAUAACGCUAUCCACAAAUAUAAUCGAGGGGUUAGCGAAGCAUUUCAAGACUCGUGUGGUCUGUUCAGUACCGCUACAGUACCGCUCAGGGUAGUGACACAUAAAAAAAAAAGAUCUAAAAUUAUCCGAAAAGAUCUAAUAAUAGGUUCUUCACAUUUUUCCAAGCUAGAUAAUAUACAAAGGUUUAUAAAAAUAUCGAACGAUCAUUUAAAAUUUGGGAUUAUCAUCAUGACGAACGAUCAAUUGAUCGAUAUGACUGUGAUAAAGAAACCAUUAAUUCAGAAAUCAUCAAGCAGUAGAGAUUCAUCCGGGGCAACACUUUUUUGGCGAAAUCUUUCUGUAUAUGCGAUGGAUCGUGAUCGAAAAACCAUAAACAAACAACUUAUAAACAACGUGCGAGGAGUGAUCAAACCUGGAGAUCUAACGGCGAUAUUAGGAGGCAGUGGAUCUGGGAAAACAUCGUUGAUGACAGCAUUGGCACUUCGUACCGGACCUGGUAUUGUGGUGCACGGCGAUAUUCGUGUGAAUGGUGUUCCAGUUGGAUCGUCUUAUAUGAAAUACCACAGUGGUUUUAUGCAUCAAGAAGAUAUGUUUAUUGGAACGAUGACCGUUUUGGAACAUCUAUGGUUUAUGGCUCGAAUGAAAUUCGACAGAAGGAUACGAAAUCGAGAAAUUCGUGGAAAAAUAGAAAGUUUAUUGCGCGACGUUGGUUUGAUCUACAGAUGUAACGUUCGUAUCGGUAAUAAUGACGAUGGAAAGAUUUUAUCGGGUGGAGAAAAGAAAAGGCUCGCUUUUGCAACAGAAUUGCUUACAGAUCCAAAGAUAUUAUUUUUAGACGAACCAACAACGGGACAAGAUGCACAUUCUGCUAGCGUUUUGAUAUCAGAAUUAACGUCAUUUGCAGCGAAAGGUCGGACAGUUUUAUGUACCAUACAUCAACCGAGUUCGGCCAUUUUUGAUUGUUUUCGUCGAAUUAUACUUGUUGCCGAUGGAAGAAUUGCAUUUGCUGGUACCAGUGAACAAGCUAUUCGAUUUUUUGCAAGUCAAGGUUACAAAUGCCCACAAACUUAUAAUCCCGCUGAUUUCCUUGUUGCAACUCUUGCAAUUGCUCCAAGGGAUGAGGACAAUAGCAGAAGAACUGCACAAAGAAUUUGUGAUGCUUUUCUCACAAGUGAAGCAUGUAAAGAAGUGGAUGUUAACAUACAAUUGGAGUUGCAUAUAGCUAAAACCUAUCAUUGGAGAAAUGACAUUUCAUGUACAAAUGAAUUCAAGCAAUUACAAUGUUGGUUGAAGCUUUUUUGGAUGGUCCAUCGUGGUUUUAUGCAAGUGUUAAGAGAUCCAUCAUUACAGCUAAUCAGAAUGUUUCAAAAAUUGUGUCUAGCAACAAUGGCUGGACUUUGUUUUGUGGGUGCAGUGAAUUUGGAUCAACUUGGAAUACAAGCUGUACAGGGUGUUAUUUUUAUUUUGGUUUCUGAAAAUGCAUUUUUUCCAAUGUAUGCCACUUUAUCUUUAAUACCACAAGAACUCCCACUUUUUCUCAGGGAAUACCGUGCUGGAAUGUAUUCUAUUUAUCUUUAUUACCUUGCAAGAAUAUUAUCUUUGAUACCUGGACUAAUACUGGAACCAAUAUUAUUUACAACAAUAGUUUAUUGGCUUUCUGGAUUACGUGCAACAACUGAUGCUUUGGUUUUAACCAUAAUGAUUAUUAUAGUCACAAUGAAUGUAUCAACUGCUUGUGGAUGUUUCUUUUCUGUGGCAUUUGAUUCUGUACCAUUAGCAAUGGCAUAUUUGGUGCCAUUCGAUUAUAUUCUUAUGGUCAGCAUGGGUCCUUUUAUCAAGUUAAGUACUUUAUCGAUUUAUGUACGUUGGAUAAGAUAUAUUUCAUGGCUGUUGCAAUCGACAGAGGCUCUCUCUAUUAUUCAAUGGAGAGGUGUACAUAAUAUAUCCUGUGAAAGUGUUAAUGAAGAUUUACCUUGCAUGACAGAUGGAUCAGUAGUAUUGGAAUAUUAUGAUUUUGAUGAGAACAACUUUUGGAUGAACAUAAUAUCUAUGAGUAUUAUUUAUAUUGCAUUUCAUAUUUUUGGUUAUGUUUUACUUCGAAGACGAUGCAAAUCAAUCUGAUUUAAUUAAGCGUACAUUGCGGAUCUGUAAAGAUAUCGAGCAUCAUUGCAGAUAUUGUAAGAGUAUUAAAGCUCAAAAUAAAUGAUAAAUUAUAAUAUUUAUAAAAAAUGAAAAUAAUGUAAUUUUAUUCUACACAAAUCUUUUGUACGACAGUAAUAUAUAAGCUAUUAUACCCACAAAUCACAAUUUCACAAUAAUUUAUAUCUUCUUUUAAACAACUGGUUGAAAUUAUAGUGUACGAGCUUCUUCAACACUACAAACCAGAAAUGUAGCAAACAAUAAAACUUUUAAUUGUAUUUCGUUUUUAACCUAUAUUUUCGUGAUAUCAAUAAGCAUUUUUAACUUUUAUAAAAAUUUUGUACAUGGUAAGAAACAAACAGAAUAUUAAUUAAAUAAGCUAAGAGAAUACAUACAUAUACGAAUUUUCAUUUAAUAACACAUACGGUACUGAAUAGCGCGUCGAGUCCCCCCACUUAAUUCACACUUUACCAAAAUCUGCGCGGGCGUAAUCGUUCUCACCAUGGACGUAAUGUUCGUUGUUGCUUAUUAUAUGGAUAAUUCAAAGUAUGUUUUUAAAACUAACAAUGAAUUUUAUAAAUGGCUGAUUUAUAAGAAACAUGUAGAUUUUACAGUCUGGUAUGCAACUUUAAAGCUUAUGGCACACAGUUCAUUGUAAAGUAUUGUAUUGACAAUUUUUACAGCCUUACACUAUUUGGAAACCAAAAUGGAACCAAGAUAAUGAUAUUUGAAAUAAGACAAAAAAUUAAAAUUAUUGAGGGCUAUAAUUUUAUUUUCUGCACUUUCUAAUUUUCCAAAAACUUUUGGUUUCACAAACUUAAAAGUGAGUACUUUUCACACUACCUUAAUACAAAGGAAAACAAGAACUAUAUUAGCGCAAUACCUGAUACAAAAUAAAAUACAGAUCCGAUACAAUGAAAAAGAAAUUGAAAAAAAUGUCUGGAAUGGUGCAUUGAAAGAGCAGAAAAAAAUUAUUUAUUUGACUUUUAAAAGAAUAUUGUAAUUCUGAUGAUAUAUUAAGAUAUGAAUGUUUGGAAUUUAGAAAAUAAUAUUUAAAAAUAGCUAUUAUAAAUCUAUUCCAAUACAUGACAAUAGCAGGAGUGUGUAUGGCUAUUUAUAGAUCUAAGUAUCUUCAAAAAGAUACAAUAUCAGUAAUUACAGAUACCAAGAUAGAAAAUGUUAUCAAAGGAUCUAUUAUAUGUAAAAAAUGCUGGAUAUAGAAACGUUAAUGGAUUUAAUAAAUUAACAAAUACUGUUUAUUAGUAUUACAAAUGUUUCUGACAUUGUUCAAAAUUUUAUCGUGAAGAUAUUAUCAAUAUUAAACAUGAAACUAUAUAAUAUUAAUUAUAAACUAUACGAAAAAUAAAAUAAAGGAAUAUGCAAAUAAUAGAUUCUGCAAAUAAAUUAAUACAAAUGUAGAAAUGUAAAUAGUUGAAGUCAUGAAAUUAUAGGAAUGUUUUAAAUAAAACUAUUGUUAUAGCAAAACCUCUAAAUUCGCAUAAUACGUUUUAUGAAGGAAGAAUGCUUACAAACUGAAAUUAAAUGAAAAAAGUUGCAUACCAGACUGUAAAAUCUACAUGUUUCUUAUAAAUCAGCCAUUUAUAAAAUUCAUUGUUAGAUUUAAAAACAUAAUUUGAAUCAUCCAUAUAAUAAGCAACAACGAACAUUGCGUCCAUGGUGAGAACAAUCAAAAUGUUAAAAUCCUAAUGUUAGAUAUUUUGAUUAGUAUUUUAAAAUUAUUUUGUAAACAAAAUAUAUUACUAAGCAUAUAUAUUAUUGAUGCUGAACAUUGGUAUGAAAUCUUGUUGGAUGGUAAAUCAGAAGUGUGUAAUACUGUUUUUUAAAUGAAAAUAUGAUUCAAAAUUUAUAAAUUUAAAAGCUAAUUUGAUAAAAAUAGUUUGUUAACUAAUAUUUUUAUCAUAGCAUUCACAACUUUUUUUUUAUCACAACUUUCACAACAAUGCUACAUUUAGAUAUAGAUAUAUAUGAUAUAUUAGAUGAAUUAAAAGAAACUGUGAUGUAUUAUAACAUAAAUAGCAUGAUUCACAUUAAUUACAGUACCAAUAAUAUUGAAACAGGUUGUUUGCUUGGAGAAUGGAUUGAUGAAUUUGAUAAAGAUAACUAUAAUAAUGAUUGGGUAAAUUCAAGACUAAAAUGCUAUAUUUUUUUAUUUAGAAUUAAAUUUAAUCAUUACAUCUCUUUCAAUCUCAUUUUUUGAAUUCGCUAAUUAUAAACAGUAUUGGUCUUUAGAUGUUGUUUUUAAAUUUUUCAUUAUUUCAUCAAUAAUUUCUCAAUAUAAUUUAUGAAAUAAUUCUAAAGAUUUAGUAAAAAUGGAGGUUUGUCAAAAAUUUUUGAUCAUAAACAUUUAUUAUAUAUCAUAUAAAUAUAAUGAAUAAUUCCGUUUAAAAAAUAAUGCUUAGUGAAUAUGUUUUUAAUGACUAAUUAUUAGGGUUGAAGGUACGAUUUGUGAGAUACAACAGCCCGUACGAAUAAAAUUUAUACGUUUAUAUCGUAAUUUCUGAUUUUAUAGUAAUGGCUUUAAGAAUAGUUGUGGAAAUGAAGAGAUCAUAUACUAUAAUUUCAUCUAUUAUUUAAAUUAAAGAUCGUGUAACAGGUGAAAUUAUGGUUUAUAGCUGUGAAGUAGUUUAUAUGCCAUAAUUUUAGUCAUUAUUUAAGGUACAAGAUAUAAUGGAUUAAAUUGAUUUCUUGACAUUAUUUAUGAACGUAUUUAUAUUAUUUAUAACUAAUAAAAAGAAAACCGAUUGAUACAAAAUAUUA
This is a messenger RNA of Vespula vulgaris, 7472 nucleotides long. RefSeq lists its product as uncharacterized. NCBI's taxonomy places the organism in Eukaryota, Metazoa, Arthropoda, Insecta, Hymenoptera, Vespidae. The coding region runs from base 495 to 4676 and encodes 1393 amino acids. Gene Ontology annotation, biological process: transmembrane transport. The transcript is spliced from 26 exons. The record is from RefSeq and is a predicted model, not a curated record. Gene Ontology annotation, molecular function: ATP binding; ABC-type transporter activity; ATP hydrolysis activity. Gene Ontology annotation, cellular component: plasma membrane.